This is a messenger RNA of Purpureocillium lilacinum, 495 nucleotides long. NCBI's taxonomy places the organism in Eukaryota, Fungi, Ascomycota, Sordariomycetes, Hypocreales, Ophiocordycipitaceae. The record is from RefSeq and is a predicted model, not a curated record.
AUGUCGUCGACGACUGAGAUCAGCCUGCAGGACAACCCGACCGCGCCGGCAAUCCAGACAGAAGGCGCCCGGUAUCGUCCCAAACGAAGCCAAAUCUCCUCGUCUGAGGAUGCCCUCCUCGCGUCCGAGCAGGUCGACUCGACAGUCCCAGAUGGCGGCUACGGCUGGGUCAUCGUUGCGAGCGGCGCCGCCAUCCUAUGGUGGUCCGUCGGAACGACCUACGCCUGGGGCGUGAUCCAGGAAGCGCUGGUUGAAGAGGGCCUUUCGGGACCAGCCGUGCUGUCCUUUGUGGGCUCACUGGGCGCGGCGCUCGUAUCCGUCUUUGCAAUCUUCAAUGCCUGGCUGGUGCGCUUCGUGGGCGUCCGGGCGAUUGGCAUGGCUGGCAUUGGCUUCAUGGGCGGCAGCGAGAUCCUGAGCAGCUUCGCGACGAAGAAUAUCGGUGCACUGUUCUUUACGUCGGGUUUCUUGUAUGGGGUCGCCUCUGCUUUGUUGUAA